This is a messenger RNA of Hypomesus transpacificus, 3278 nucleotides long. RefSeq names its product homer protein homolog 3-like. Gene Ontology annotation, cellular component: plasma membrane; dendrite; postsynaptic density. Gene Ontology annotation, biological process: regulation of store-operated calcium entry; G protein-coupled glutamate receptor signaling pathway. Gene Ontology annotation, molecular function: G protein-coupled glutamate receptor binding. The transcript is spliced from 11 exons. Bases 590 to 1684 code for a protein of 364 amino acids. The record is from RefSeq and is a predicted model, not a curated record. Lineage: Eukaryota; Metazoa; Chordata; Actinopteri; Osmeriformes; Osmeridae.
UCAUUUCCUCAGGAGAGAUGCCAGAGAUUAAAUGACCGACUCUAACCGACAAGUGGCGAUGUUGACCUGCAACUGGAGCCGACGGCACAGAGAAGUCACCGGCUGUCAGCGCUUUCUCUCCCACCGUGAUUCGUCGCUAAGUAUCUCGCGGCAAGCAACACUUUGUAACCAACGCAGAGCUCCGUAUAUGGAGCACACCGGUAUAAGAUGCUUCACGGGCUAACGCGUUGCGAUUUUAUUGAAGUGCAACCAAGUACCACCGAGAUAUCUCGUCCAUGAUCUAUCGGACCAAUGCCACUUCUGUUGACGAGACGCGUACUUCGUUUCAACGGUUCUGUCCUCGCGCUGCCACCGUAGCGAAACUCCAACGGAAUCGAUUCUGAUGUCACUCGGUUGUCGUGCAACGAGAGUGAAGUUGCGCUUUGCAGUGAAAUUAGCAACCGGUGGGACACUAUACGGUACUGGGAGGACAGCCCCGGUAUUGCAGCGGUGGUCUGCAACACUGUAAGUUACGCACGGGACGACAAAUAACUGCUCUGAUUAAUCUUUUACAGCGCAAUGGGAAAAGGUGCCUCUCUUUCCUUGUAAGAUGUUUCCACACCAUCGAGAAAGGGAGCAGCCUGUGUUCAGUGCCAGGGCUCAUGUGUUCCAGAUCGACCCAUCCACCAAGAGGAACUGGAUCCCGGCCAGCAAGCAUGCCGUCACUGUGUCCUUCUUCUACGACAGCAACCGCAACGUGUACCGCAUCAUCAGCGUGGGCGGGACUAAGGCCAUCAUCAACUGCACCAUCACCCCCAGCAUGACCUUCACCAAGACGUCUCAGAAGUUUGGCCAGUGGGCUGACAACCGAGCCAACACCGUGUACGGGCUCGGCUUCGCCACCGAGCAGCAGCUCCAGCAGUUCUCUGAUCGUUUCAAGGAAGUGAAGGAGGCCGCCCGCCUGGCCAGGGAAAAGUCUCAGGACAAGAUGGAACUGGCCAACACUGCCCUGACCAUCGCUGCCCCCCAGUUCUCUCAGGACCUCUGUGACGAGCUGCAGUCCCCAGUGAUGUGUGUGAACGGUCCGGCUGAAGACAAGCUGUACCGCAGCCAGAGUGCUGACAUCACCCUAUCCUCAGAGAAGGAACGCAUCAAGAAGAUGCUCUCAGAAGGGUCGAUCUGUGAGAUGAACCUGGAAGCAGAGCUGUUCUCCCUGCAGGACAGCAACAGCAAGCUGGUGGCAGCACUGCAUGAGGCCAACUCCAAUGUGGAACAGUGGAAGAAACAGCUCACAGCCUAUCAGGAGGAGACAGAAAGGCUCAGAGACCAGGUGGCUGACCUUGAGGCCCAUGGAGGCCAGGGUCCCAGUGACAUGCUGAAGGACGAGCUGACGCAGUCUCUGGAGGAGCUGGAGGCCCUGCUGAAGGCCAAAGACGAGGAGAUCCACAUCCUGCAGAGCCAGAAAGCUGAGUACCAGGAGAUGGAGCAGGAGAGGGAGGAAGCCACCCAUAGACUACAGGAGCUGCAGAUGCGCAGCGUGGAGCUGGAGCGGCGGGUGCAGGGCUCAGAGCACAGUCUGGCCGCCUCGCUGGAGGAGCGCGACCGCCUGGAGGGGGAUCUGCAGAGGGCUGUGGACAUCCUGGACCUCAAGAUCUAUGACCUCAAUGACCUGCGCCAGAGCCUGGCCAAACUGCUCGACAAAUAGACACAGACAGGGGGAGGGGAGGAGGGGAGAGGAUGAGUCUGAAGUUUGUUCUCUUCUGUACACAAUCCAUAAUUUCAUAGGACAGAUGAGAAGGGUGGAGACAGGUGAGAGAGAUCUACCUGAGGUUCUCCCCUCUGGUGUUGUGUGGUGCUGGCUCUUUUACAUUAGGCUUGUUAAGUUUUUAGGUUGUUAGCUAGCAUAGAAAUCCUGUCUGUCUGAUGUUGUUGUGCUGCACAACCUCCUCUACUUGGCUUACCCAACGCAUUUAAGUGUCUAGGCAACAAACCAAGGGCCAAUGGGUUCACACAUGCUUGGUGGGGCAGAGGUCAUACUGGUGAGGCAGAGGUCAUACUGGUGGGGCAGAGGUCAUACUGGUGGGGCAGUCAUACUGGUGGGGCAGAGGUCAUACUGGUGGGGCAGCGGUCAUACUGGUGAGGCAGAGGUCAUACUGGUGGGGCAGAGGUCAUACUGGUGGGGCAAUGAUGUCUGAAGAACCCUUUAGAACAAACGCUCUGAAAUCCCAAGCGACCACGCCAGCGGAACCUAUUUAGCGCUCAGCUGUUCUGUCAUCUGGUUGUUGUUGGGGCGGUUUCCCUGUGCCCUCACUGCUGCAGCAGGGGAACCACUAGUCAAGUUCUAAUUUCACCCGAUGCCAUUGUUACGUAAUUUGUGGGCGGUCUAUUGGUUUACGUUCUAAGUGCAUGACAUUGCGGCUGGGAGUCAAGCUAAUCACGUAUUUAAUGUACGUGUAGAGGGCAAUGACCUUGAGAUGACUCAGUUCUGAGCUUGAGAUAAGGUCAUUUAACCAGACCCCCAAGCCUCCGUAUUCUCAGAAGUAUUCCAAUGAUUCUGCAAGUUUAGUGUAAUUAAAAAACACAAUCCAAGUUUGUUGUCAAAUUUAAGAUGCAAGAAAAUGUUGAUGUAUAGGUGACAUAUCGGUCAGGUAUGACAGCAUGUUGAGAUGCAUCCUGCAGCAUUUAUGCAUGAGAACCCAAGCAUCAGUGCAAGCUUCAUGUUAAAAACAUUAGCUAAUGUACACCAAAGACCACCAGUGUAGAGAAAACUGACGCCUGUGAUGGCGACACUACAUUAAAUCAACAUUAACCAUCAUGUAUCGACAUAGCAAUGCCUACAGUAACAGCAUUGUAGUUGCAUAGGAACUGCUAUGGAAUUGAUGAUAUAUCAAUAUUGGGAUGAUAUAGUGUUAGGGGUAUAGGUUAUUAGAAAGUGUAAGAAGGUUAAUGGUGUAAUCUUGAUGCAAUGUGCUGUCUGAAACCUUCCAGUUUAUCUGACUGUAUAUUCAUAUUAGUUUAAGAUAGUUACUGUACCAACAGGAUGUUUAAGUAAGCUCCUAUAGCUGAAUAAGAUAGCUAAGGUUUAGAACAAUUAAGUACUUUCACUUGCAAUUUCAUUGUUCAAUACUACGAAUAAGAACAUUAGGAAAAGUUUGCCAAAAAGUACGGUAGUUAACACUGUUCAGGUGCACUCAUGUGAAGAACAGUGUGUGGAUAACCAUGUCUGCUGUCUUUAAAGCCUUAUUUUGAAACAAAGCAUACAGGAAUGUGUAAUGAAUCCAGAUAAUAAAAUAAGUGCU